GGCUCCUGGGCCCCUCGAGGCGCACGGCGGCCGCAGUGCCCUGGGUGUCAGAAAUUCACUCUCAAUAUUUUAGAAAGAUGCAAUAAGCAAGAAGAAGGAAAUCCAAAUCCAUGGCCCUGGAGAAUCUAAACAACUUGCUUAGGGAUACACACCCGCUCAGCAGCCACACUGAGGAUCAAGCGAGUUACUUCUCAGUCGAUUCACAUCGCCAAACCAGACUCUGGAUUUCUUGCAAGAUGAAAGGAGACAACCAUGAAUGAGCCAUUAGACAAUUUUGCAAAUGUGUCUGAUUUCCCCGAUCAUGGUGCUGCUUUCGGAAAUUGCACUGAUGAGAAAAUCCCCCUCAAGAGGCACUACCUGUCUGCUAUUUACAGCCUCGUCUUCCUGGUGGGCUUCCCAGGGAACUCGGUGGCCAUUUACACGUACAUUUUCAAAAUGCGGCCCUGGAAGAGCAGCACCGUCAUCAUGCUGAACCUCGCCAGCACAGAUCUGCUCUAUCUCUCCAGCUUCCCUUUCCUCAUUCACUACUACGCCAGCGGCGAAGACUGGAUCUUCGGCCCGUUCAUGUGCAAGUUUGUCCGCUUCGGUUUCUAUUUCAACCUGUACAGCAGCAUCCUCUUCCUGACCUGCUUCAGUGUCUUCCGUUACUUUGUGAUCAGUCACCCAAUGAGCUGUUUUUGCGUGCACAAACCUCGAUGGGCCGUGGUGGCCUGUGCUGCGGUGUGGGUUAUUUCCCUGGUGGCGGUCAUUCCCAUGAUCUUCCUGAUCACAUCAACCAGCAGGAGCAAUAGCUCUGCCUGCCUGGACCUCACCAGUUCGGAUGACCUCACUACUAUCAAAUGGUACAACCUCAUUUUGACCACAACUACUUUCUGCCUUCCCCUGGUGAUCGUGACUCUUUGCUAUACAAUGAUUAUCUGUGCCCUGACUCGUGGCCCUCACACUCACAGUGGCCUUAAGCAGAAAGCCCGGAGGCUGACCAUUCUGCUACUUGUUGUGUUUUAUGUAUGUUUCUUACCCUUCCACAUCUUGAGGGUCCUCCGGAUUGAAUCUCGCCUGCUUUCUAUCAGCUGCUCCGUUGAGAAUCAGAUCCACGAAGCUUACAUCUUUUCAAAGCCGCUGGCCGCCCUGAACACCUGUGGCAACCUGUUCCUGUACGUGGUGGUCAGUGACAGCUUUCAGCAAGCCAUCUGCUCCAUGGUGAGAUGCAAAGCGAGUAGGGACCAAGAACAGGCGAAGAAAAUCGGUGACUUAAACAACCCUUGACCACAGAGAAAGGCCUGCCGAUACUUUCCCCUAAUUUCUAAGAAGUGCAGACUAUCUCCCUCAAUGGAACUCUCAGGAAAUAGUGUGUUUUCAGGUAACUGUGUGUCAAAGCCUGGGCAGAACUGCCAAGAGUCCUUUGCAUCCCAUUUACCGAGAUCCUCUCUUGGGUAGAUACACGAGUAGGAUACAUGCAUAUCAGACAAGGAUUAAAAUGUAAAAUGGGAACUGUUGGCACUCCGGGCCGUGUCGGGGAACACCCCCCACGGUAUCUCAGUGAGUGAGCACCAAGGCAGGAGAAAGCCACUUUUUCACUCCUGGUUUCAUACUCCUUCCUGCUGAGGCAUAUUUGUAUUGAAUUCCCUGGCUACUCCAGGCAUUAUUUGUAUCUUUUUCAAUAUUCUUUCUUAUUUUUACAUUUUGUAUUUUUAAACCUCUUUUGCCAACUUCAAUCUGAGGUUAUUAAACUAUAUUUUUUGGUAGGCUUCAGCUAAUUUGGUAGAUUAAAGCAAGUCAGUACCACACACUUGGGAUAAUUCGAAGAUGUCAAUGCAAAAAGCUAAAACGAAUACCUGGAAGACAUUUGGGGUAUUAUAUCUUUAGUGUUAUAGAUCAUUCUCCAAGUUGUAACUCAAUUUAUAAAAAUUAUCAAGUGGUAUUUGUUACUAUCAACAUGACCUGGGGAAGAAGGGGGCACUUUUGGGCAAUAGAGGUACUUUUAAAUAUGUGUAUAUUGGGUAUUCAAUAAAGUCUAACAUGUAUUUGAUUUCUCUCUGUCAGAAAAUAUUCCAGGAAACACUGCUUCUCUUUACAUACCUUUCUUUUGUGUGACUAUCAUGAAAAUAUGACUUGGAUUACAAUAGCAAAAGCUAUUUUUGAAUUGUGUGUGUGCUUAAUUAUCGCUAAGUAUAAAUAUCUGAGAAAAUGCCUAAUCUGAACAUUUAAAACCCUAGCAAAU
Artibeus jamaicensis (Jamaican fruit-eating bat) is the source of this 2221-nucleotide messenger RNA. It is a transcript of the gene OXGR1, whose product is annotated as oxoglutarate receptor 1. The transcript is spliced from 3 exons. Gene Ontology annotation, cellular component: plasma membrane. The coding region runs from base 253 to 1266 and encodes 337 amino acids. Gene Ontology annotation, biological process: G protein-coupled receptor signaling pathway. The record is from RefSeq and is a predicted model, not a curated record. Lineage: Eukaryota; Metazoa; Chordata; Mammalia; Chiroptera; Phyllostomidae. Gene Ontology annotation, molecular function: G protein-coupled receptor activity.